AUGGCCAGAUUCUUUCUUCUCUGUUGCUUCUUCGCGACGGCGCUGACGUCAUCCCUGACGGAAGCCGGCGACAACAAUGGAGUCUACUCGCCGUGUUCAGAUUCCACCGUGGCGAUCGGAGAUGGAUUCACUUUCGGCAUUGCCUUCGCGUCGAAAGAGACUCUCCUUGGUAACAAUCGUACGGUUCAGUACUCUCCCUGCGAUCGUCGCCACCUCUCGCUCAACGGAAACUCCGAGCUCGCCGUAUUCAGACCUAAAGUCGACGAGAUCACCCUCCUUACCAUCAAUACCUCCUCCAGUUCCUCCAGUUUCCGCCCGGAUGCUUCAAAGGGACAUAUGGUAGCAUUCGCUGGUGCAAAAUACGCCGCAAGAUCACUCCCAAUUAUGGUUGCAGACAGCAAUCACAUCGUCACAAGCUUCACCCUUGUUCUUGAGUUCCAGAAGGGCAGGCUUGAGAACUUAUUCUGGAAGAAAGACGGAUGCGCCAAAUGUUCAGGAGAUGCGAAGUUCGUGUGCCUAAGCACAGGAGAAUGUGCGAUCAAAACGCAAAACUGCAAGAACCAAGGAGGACAGGUGGACUGCAGCUUGGGGAUCCAGUUGGCGUUUUCAGGAACAGAUAAGCACUACACUGCUUUGAAUUCGUGGUAUGAGGUUGCAAAUCUGAAGCAGUACUCGCUCUAUGGCCUCUACUCCAAUCUAAAAGACUCACUAAGCAGCCAGUUCAGUAACAUCUUCUGA
Molecule: messenger RNA, 738 nt
Organism: Microthlaspi erraticum
Lineage: Eukaryota; Viridiplantae; Streptophyta; Magnoliopsida; Brassicales; Brassicaceae
Source: the annotation of a GenBank genome assembly